Molecule: messenger RNA, 1297 nt
Organism: Myotis lucifugus (little brown bat)
Lineage: Eukaryota; Metazoa; Chordata; Mammalia; Chiroptera; Vespertilionidae
Product: solute carrier family 22 member 9-like
Biological process (GO): transmembrane transport
Molecular function (GO): transmembrane transporter activity
Source: RefSeq, a predicted model, not a curated record
ACGGUUUCCUUCUCUUCCAGUGGGACCUGGUAUGUGAAGCUGAGACGCUGAAAUCAAUGGCCAAGUUCUCGUUCAUGGCGGGCAUGCUGGUGGGAGGGGCCAUCUACGGCCACUUAUCAGACAGGUUUGGGAGGAGGCCGAUUCUCCGAUGGUGCUCCCUCGCGCUCGCUAUCUCCGAGACCUGCGCGGCCUUUGUGCCCCUGCUCCUCGCUUACUGCGCGCUGCGCUUCUUGGCCGGCUUCUCCACCAUGGGCAUCCUCAACAACAGCUCUGUGCUCAUUGUAGAGUGGACCACGCCCCGGUUCCAAGCCCUGGGGAUGACCACGACCAUCGGUGCUGCUUGCGUGGGGCAGUUGCUUCUGGGAGGAAUGGCCUUCGCCAUCCGCGACUGGCACACCCUCCAGCUGGUGUACUCUCUACCGCUAUUUGUCUUUUUUCUUUCCUCGAGUCUGGCUCGGUGGCUGAUUAUCACCAACAGAACCGGGAGGAGGGGCUUAAAGGAACUUAGAAAAGGGGCGCACAUGAAUGGAAGGAAAGAUGGGGUGCUGUUGCUGUCGUUGAAGGUUUUGAGGUCCACCAUGCAGGAGGAGCUGGAGGCCGCGCAGACCAACCCCCCCGUGUCCGACCUGUUCCGCACGCCCAACAUGCGUGAGAGGAUCUGCCUCCUGUCCUGUGUGCGAUUUGCAAACGUCAUACCCUUUUACGGCCUGAGCCUGCACCUCCAGUACCUGGGGAGCAACGUGUUCCUGUUCCAGGUUCUCUUUGGCGCCAUCACCCUCCCGGCCAAUUACGUCGCACUGUUGGCCAUGAAUCGCCUGGGCCGGCGGCUUAGCCAGAUGCUCUUUCUGCUCCUGCUGGGGAGCUUCAUCCUGGCCAUCACGUUUGUGCCGCAAGACAUGCAGACCCUGCGCGUGGCUCUGUCGACGCUGGGAAUGGGAUUUUCGUCGGCGGCCAUCAUGUGCUCUCUGGCCCACGGAAACGAGCUAAUCCCCACCGUCAUCAGGGCCACAGCUUCAGGAAUCGUGGCGAUGGCUGGUAAUAUCGGGGCGGCCAUGGCUCCCCUCCUGAUGAUCCUGGUGGUGUACUCUCCCCACCUGCCCUGGAUCCUCUAUGCGGUCUCCUCCUUCGUCCCCAGCCUUGUCGUCUUCUUCCUUCCUGAGACCAGGAAUCAGCCGCUGCCCGACUCCAUCCAGGACGUGGAAAAGGAGAGAAAAGGCUCAAGAAAAGCAGACCAGCAAGACACCUUCAUAAAAGUGACCCAGUUUUAAGGAAUUCCAGGAAUGGACUGCUAAUCCAG